Messenger RNA from Prorocentrum cordatum, 7566 nucleotides. Lineage: Eukaryota; Dinophyceae; Prorocentrales; Prorocentraceae. The record is from the annotation of a GenBank genome assembly.
AUCGUGCUGCUCAUCGGUCUCCUCGGCAUCCUGAUCAACGUAGCGGGCUCGGCAGAGCCCCUGGGCUUCAGGCCCAUGACGCCGCAGCGCGGCCAGCGCAUCGGCGAGUCGAGGCUACCGGCACCACAGUGGGGACAGCCUCACGAGCAGAACGUACAGGGUCUGCCGGCGGCAGAGCUGGCACAGCAGAGCACAUCCAAGGUCCCGCCGUUCUGGGCGCCGUACCUCGAGCAGCGCGGGUACCCCUUCAGGCUGUGGGUCCAGGACGUGAUGCUGUGGUGCGCGGCGACGGAGCUGCAGCAGCACCAGCGCGGCCCAGCGAUCGUCCAGCGUCUCGGCGGCACGGCGAGGGACCUCUGCCGCGAGGUGCCGGUCGAGGCCAUCGCUCACGGCAGGUUCGACCAGCUUGGCAACCUGGUCGAGAACGGAGUACAGAUGCUGAUCACCGGACUCAGGCGGCGCUUUGGCCCGCUCGACGUCCAGUCGUCGAUCAGCACCAUCGUCGAGCUGCUCACAAUCCGCAGGCAGGAGUGGGAGAGCGUCGAUGACGCGAUCACGCGCUUCGAGGCUCUGCGCGCCCGAGUGGCGCAGCUGGACGACCCGCUCGUGCUGCCGACGCCGGUGCUCUCGCUGUUGUUUCUGGAGGCUCUGCAUGUGCCCAAGGCUGUGUACCCCUUGGUGCUGCAGUCCAACGGCGGCCAGCUGCCAUUGACGAUCGAUCAGCUGAACAGCGUGAUCGGGAUGGUGCGGCAGCAGGGCCACUUCGCGGAGCACACCCACGCAGGACCUCAGAACUUGGCUGAAGGGUACCGCGGCAAAGGAUAUCAUGGUCAUCAUUGGUUCACGGGCGAGAAUGACAGCGGCGCAAACACCUGGCACGACACGGCCGCCUACAUGUAUGGUCAGAACGCAGUCAGCACGGCAGGGAGCGCUGGAUCUGCAUCUCAGCACUACGUGGUCCAGGACGACGAGGGCUACGAUUGCUGCGCCGUCUGCUCGAGCUACCUGUAUGAGGACGAGCCCGGGGACGAUGACUCGAUGACCGACGACGAUGACUUGGACACUUCCCAGUUCACUCAGGAAGAACUGCAGGAGUAUUAUGGUGACUCCGAGGGCUGGGACUACGACACCCUGCUACAUGAGUGCCUGUUCCCGAAGCGCAGGUUUCGCCACUUCGUCCAACGGAACAGCCGCCGCUCUCGUUUCCCGCGCAGCAACUGGUCUCUACGUAUGAACAGCGGCAAGGGCGGCAGCAGCUUUGGACGCGGGCGAGGCCACGGCAAGGGAUACCACUUCGGCGGAUCGGUGGUGAACCCAGGCUCACUGGCGGGAGGAAAAGGUAAGAAGAAGAAGGGCGGCAAGCACUACAUGGCUGGCACGCCCGGCGCCACCAAUCCCCGAGGCAGCGACGGCCGCACGAUGCGGUGUCACGAGUGCGACUCGGAGACUCACCUCGUGGCCGCCUGCCCCAAGCGCAAGGGCAAGGGCAAAGGCAAGCGCUUCAUGUCCUGGAACACUGGCAGUGCCGCGACGGGGACGCAGCAGGCCGGGGCUCCUGCCGCCGACCCAACGUUGGCCGCCUAUGCGCCCGUGCCCGCGCAGCCGCGGACUGGAGCCUUGUCUGGAGUGCUGCGCUGGUUCACUGAGGACGCCAGGACGCCCGGCCUGCAGAUCGACGAUCUUGACGAGGACACCUCCCGCGAGGCUCUGAGCUGGGAGACCCUUGACAUGCGCGACAACGUCGCGGAGCACGACAUACUAACGGAGAUCCAGGCCAGCAUGCAGGACCGAGCUGUGGAGGAGCAGCCUCCGGCGACAGUUGGGCGAUCAGCGGCCGUGACCAGCCCGACAUGGUUCCCAUGGUGGCGAGUGGAUCAGUUCGAGAACGCCAGCGGGGAGACCUACUUGGUUCGCACCCGCAUGAAGGACAGGAGUGGCGAGGCUCUGCUGGUGGACCCCGGGGGUCCAGGCAACCUUACUGGCGACGAGUGGGGCAACAGGAUGGCAGCGCGACAGCAGCAGGCAGGACGUCCACCGCCUAUCCGCACCCCACUUGACCGGGUGCUUGAGGUUGGCGGUGUGGGUUCAGGAUCUCAGCAGGCCACGCACGCCCAUCGCUAUCAACUGGCGCUGCAGGGAGGACAAGCCGCGACCUACGAGGCGCCGGUGCUUCCGAACAGCAGCGUGCCGGCACUGCUCGGGCGAGCAUCACUGCGGGACCAGCGCAUACUGCUCGACUGCUUCAACAAUCGCAUGUACCGCAUCGGCCCGGGCGGCUACUCACUGCAGCUGAGCCCAGGAUCGUCGCAGUACCACCUGGAAGAGAGCCACGCCGACGGGAACAUCGGGGAGUUCGGGACCCACGAGGACGAUGGCAUUGGCGACUUCGACGACAUCAGAUUCGACAUCCUUACCUGCAGCAACCGCAUCGACUCCCGCAUCCACCAGGACGGCAAGCAGGAAGACCACUACUGCGACGUCAUCCGGCAGUGGGAAGUACAGGGGAGACCGCCAUCGGCAUGGGUGUUCGGCGACUUGCAGAACCUGUGCCAGAACGCGCUGCACGGAUGCGGAUAUGCGGUAGGUCGCAACUGUGAUGUUCACAAAGUCCUCGGGCAGGAGGAUAAGUGGGCGGAUUCCUUGCGCCACCAGCAGCCGGAGCUCGUUUGGAUCAGCCUGGCUCAGCCGGGCACGUCGCGAGGCACUCGCAACGACAAGCGAACCAAGCGCUUCGAGUGUAAGAUCGCUCGAGCUCAACUUGAAGGGCAUCGCUGCUGCAUCGUCGAGGCGGACGAGGGCAGCGCGGUGUGGGACAUGCCCGACAUCUUGGAGUUGCUGGACGACAGGAGGUGGCACUCAGGUGAGCGACGUCGCCCUGGCCGAGUAUCAUUCGCGGACGACGUCGACGAGACCGGCUGCAAGGUGAGCGCGCUGACCGCGAGCUUUCCCACCGAGCAGAGGACGCGCGACAAGGCGCGCAAGGCAGCAGACCCGGAGCGCAAGGUGAAGAAGAGGCCACAGACAGUGGAGCAGGUCUUCGACGACUGCGGCUCCGAUUUCACGAAACUCUACGCGGCGAACGAAUACGAGCUGGACGAGGUGUGCUACGGCACCGAGCUCAGGGAGGACCAGCACAUCGAUGAGCAACCGUACAUCAUGAUGUCCGAGUUCUUUGGCAUGAUCGGCUCGGAGGCACACCUGAACGAGAAAGACGAGCAGCAGAACUUCUUCAGCUCGGUCAAGAGGCAGUUUUGGGAAUAUCUGUACCAUGGCAAGCCUCUUGUUUUACUCAUUAGCACGCCCUGUACGAGCUUGAAGGGGUUCUCGGCGCUCAAUAAGGUCAUCAACUACGACGGUUGGCUUCGCAGUCGCAAGACAUCAGUGGGGCUGGCCCGCAUCGCCGCUGCAGCGGCGUGCACUCAGAUGGACGCCGGACGCCACUUUGUGUCGGAGCAGCCGUUGGGCAGCGACUUCUACCAGCUCGACGACUGGCAACACAUCGCCAACAACUACGCGGUGGCGUGGUGCCAAGUCGACCAGUGCAUGGCCGGCAAGAUCGGGCGGCGAACGGGACUACCGAUCAAGAAGUCCUCGGAGUUCUGGGCUUCGGACGAGCGCCUGCUCGCCGGACUCAGGAAGUUUCGCUGCGACGGCCAGCACGAUCACGCUUUGCUGGCCCAUGGUGGCCGAGGACCCCAUCCAGAGCGUGACAAAUGGCGACUAGAGAACCCCAAGGAUCACGCGGAGUGGGCGAUUGGCAUCUGCCGGGAGCUGGCGGCGAGCAUCUCCCAGAUGGUGGAGCGCGUGAGGCAUCAGGGACACCACCUCGUGGUGUACGAGUGCUACCCACGGCCGCUGUGCAAUCCGGCGGAGCCGGACGAGACAUCAGGCGGCGCCUCGGGAUCGGCGGACGCCAUCGGCGAGGCGCCCGUCGCGGAGCAGCCGGCUGCAGCCCCAGCCGCGCCAGCCCGAGCAGCUCGCCUCAGAGAGCUGCUGACCAAGGCCGGCGCUCCUGCAUCUACGCUGGCCCUGGUGAAGGAGAUCUGCGACACGUGCCGGGUGUGUAGGCUAUGGGCGAGACCGGGGCCGAAGAGCAUGACGAUCUCUCGGCUCGCGACGGGUUUCAACGAGAUGGUGCAGUGGGACAUCCUCUACAUCGGCGAACAGAUGGUGGCACGCAUGAUUGAUGAGGCGACCCGCUGGACGGUGCUGUACAUUCUGGAACGCAAGACAACGAUCAUGAUUAUCGCCGGCAUCACUCAGGGAUGGCUACGCCUUCAUGGCCCCAUGAAGCUGCUGAUUGCCGACAUCGAGGGCGGUCUCCAUGGCGAGGAGGCGUGCCAGUGGCUGGACCGCUGGGGCAUUGAGAUGAAGGCCAAAGAGGAGGGCUCGCACGCGCAGCUGGUGGAACGCCAUCACGACCUAGUGCGCAAGAUCAUACACCGCGUGCAGGCCCAGCUUGCGGAAGAAGGCAUUGUGAUGCCGUUGGAAAUCGUGAUCAUGGAGUGUGCCCUCAUCAAGAACCUCCUCAUCACCGUGGCUGGCUACAGCCCUUACCAGGCGGUGUACGGCCGACUUCCGCCCCUGCUCGCCGAGUUCGAGCCGGUGAGCGACUGCCAGAUCGACGACCAAUCGGCUGGCAUUCCAGGGAUCUCCCGACACCAUCAUCGGCUCCGCGAAGUUGCAAUGCAAGCCAUGGUGGAGAUGACCGCGAAGGACAGGCUGAGGCGCGCACUUCGAUCCAAGACGCGUGCCCCGCACGAGGCGCUGCAGCUGGUGGUCGGCGACCAGGUUGACUUCCACCGACCGCCGAGCACGAAGGAGGAGUCGGGGUGGCGCGGCCCGGCGACCUUGCUGCAGGACCUUCGGCGAAGCCUCGUCUACUUCGUGAUGUUCACGAAUAACAUCUUCUUCGAGGCAGGAUCGCGCGACCCGGUGGCCACCAUCAUGAGCUACGCGGACCAGCUGGACAGCAAGGUCGCGCGCGUCGGGUGGCUCUUCGACGCCGGGUGGAAGCGGACCGCUGACAGCCAGAAGCUCAGCGAGUUGGUCCUGGCGGUGUUGCACGUUGCCGCCAGUGGCUUCUACCUGGUGGGGUGCAUCGGCGCGCGAGUGGGCAAUGGCGUGUCCGUGCUCGAAGGAAUGGUCGGAUGCGACCACAGCUUCCUGUGGUGGUGGCGGCGCGGACGCCCAGAGCUGUCCUGGCACCACGAGGCGUCUGGAUCUGCUCGACUGAAGUUGGCUCCGAUAUUUGGCAAGGAACACUGGCCGGACGUCAGCUUCGUGCAGUUCAUCAUGACGGACGACGAGUCUGUUCGCGAACUUCGGCGACGUGAACCCGAGGAACCGCCGGAGCUUCAGGAGGAAGACUUCGACAUGACCUGGCAGGACAAGCCGAUAUCCGACACGAGUGAGCCAGCGGCGGCAGUUGAGGCCCCUGCGCCCCUGCACGAGCCAGCGCUCCCGAUCAAGGAUGAUGGUGGCAAAGACGACGACGGCGACUCGGACAGCGACGCGACCCAGGAGUACUUGUUCGCGAGCUGGCAGCACCUGAAGGAGCAGGCCGCUCUGCCUGCUGUUGACAUCGAGUGCGCUCAGAGCGACUUCUUCUUCGCAGCCCCGGACGCAGAUCACGCGGCAGAAGCAGUAGAGGAUGAUUCUUCGAAUUCCCGACCCGACUGCGUCGAGAUCGGCAUAGGUGCGCCACUCAUGUACUGGGUGCACCCUGAGGUGGAGCACAUACGACGACCUGGGUCAGGGGAGAUCUACAUCCUGCGCGUCUACAACACGGGCAAGCACGAGAUUGUCGUCGAGCGCGAGAUGAACGUGCUCACGCUGGAAGAGGCCCGAGCUCACGAAGUUGAAGUACGUCAGGCCAUGAAGGACGAGCUCGAGCGCUGGGCGGAGUUGAAGGCAUUCCAGCGUAUCCCGAAGGACCAGGCGACUAACAUCAUCGACUCGCGCUGGGUGCUCAAGUGGAAGGAGAUCGACGGCAAGAAGCAGGUGCGCGCGAGGCUCACGGUGAGAGGCUUCAAGGACAUGCAGUCACCGGAGCUGUCCACUUUUGCGGGUACUACGACACGAUGGGGACAACGAUUGGUGAAUCAGGUGACUGCACAGCGCAAGUGGCGAUUAUUCUCAGCGGACAUCAGCCAGGCGUUCUUGCGCGGUCUCACCUUCGAGCAGGUCGCCGCCAUGGACGGCGAGGUCAAGCGGAAGGUACAGUUCACGAUGCCGCCAGGAUCGAUCCCAGUCCUCCGGCAGCUGGAGGGCUACGAGGACUACAACCCUGUGACAGAGGUGUUGUUGCUCCUGCGCUGCGGCUUCGGUCUGAAGGACGCGCCGAGGCUGCGGCAGGUCAUGUCGAAGCAAGUGCUGGAGAAGACAGGAGGCAAGGCGCUCAUCAGCGACCCGCAGAUCUACGUGUACCACGACGCGAAGGGCGAGCUGCAGAUGAUCAUGUCCUCGCACGUGGACGACCUCAAGGGCGGCGGCGAGGACUACCUGCGGGAAAAGGUACUGAGCAUGAUCGAGAGCGAGUUUGGGAAGUUGAAGCGCCAGUACGACUUCUUUGAGUGCAUUGGCAUCAUGCACGAGCAGGACUCUGUGACCAAGGCCAUCUGGACGCAUCAGCAGCACUACGUUCAGCAGCUGCGACCUCUCCAGGAAGACCAGUAUGUGAUGGAGAACGAAGAUGGCCAGGUGAGCGUGGAGAGCCACGCGGCGUAUAUGUCGCUGCUCGGGGGGAUCGCAUGGAUGACGCAGACGAUGGCGCCCAUUGCAGUGCACGUCAGCUAUCUCCAGCGGCAGGCCAAGAAGCCAUCGGUCGGAGACAUCCGGAAGAUCAACAGGCUGCUGAAGUGGAUCAUGGUGAACUCGAAUCAGCUCGGAGUUCGGUUCAUCGAGUUGGACAUGACACGAGUGCGGUUGGCCGUCGUCAGCGACUCAGCCUUCCACGCCAUGGAGUUCGAAGGCUUGGCGAUCCGAGGAUGUGUGAUCAUGUUGCUGGAGUCCGACGACGACGUGCUUCAAACCGGAUCGACGUACAGGAUCGUGAUGCUUGACUGGUACAGCAGAAAGCAGAACAACGUAGUCAGGUCCACCUACGCCGCCGAGCUCAUGGCGUUGUUGGACGCACUCGGCACCGGCACCCUCAUGAAUGUGGCAUUGACCGAGAUCAGUGAAGGAGUAUGCACGGCGAACCAGAUGCGAGUGCGGCAGGAGGCCGGCGACCUAGCAUUGAAGAUGAUCGCGGCCAUCGACGCGAAGGCAGUGUUCGACGCCGUCUCCGCCGCCACCAUCAAGGUGACCACGGACAAGCGUAUGUUCGUGCCGACUCUCGCAGUGCGUGAGCAGAUCGACCGCCUCCAGCUGGCACAGCUCAGCUGGAUCGACACCGUGGACAUGCUGGCGGACGGGCUGACGAAGGGCGAGCUCGACCGGACGGCCCUCGUGAAGCUGGGCUUCAGCAGUGAGUGGCGCUUGAGCGGGCUGCAGCCAGUGGCCUUCUCAGUGCGCAGUGUGCUGGAGUGCCGCGCAGAGCGCUCGAAUUCCCGACCCGAGUGA